Molecule: messenger RNA, 1336 nt
Organism: Trifolium pratense (red clover)
Lineage: Eukaryota; Viridiplantae; Streptophyta; Magnoliopsida; Fabales; Fabaceae
Product: equilibrative nucleotide transporter 3-like
Exons: 10
Coding region: 8-1336 (442 amino acids)
Biological process (GO): nucleoside transmembrane transport
Cellular component (GO): plasma membrane
Molecular function (GO): nucleoside transmembrane transporter activity
Source: RefSeq, a predicted model, not a curated record
AUUAGUCAUGGCCACUACUUUAGAUCAAAAUGUAGUACCAAAGUUGAAGGGAAAAUUUCAAGCAGAAGUAGUUUGUUUCGUUCUUGGACUCGGAUCCCUUGUUGCAUGGAAUAGUAUGAUGACAAUCGGAGACUACUACUACAAACUGUUUCCUACAUACCAUCCUUCUCGAGUACUCACCAUAAUUUAUCUACCAUUUUCACUUGUGGCAAUGGUAAUACUGACACACAAUGAGUCGAGGAUUAACACUAGGAUGCGAGUCAUAACCGGAUACACUAUUUUCUUCAUCUGCACUUUGUUAGUUCUUGUUUUAGAUCUAGCAAUAUCGGGGAAAGGAGGAAUUGUACAUUAUAUUGGCUUAUGUGCUCUUUCUGCUAGUUUUGGUGUUGCAGAUGCUCUUGUUCAAGGUGGCAUGGUUGGAGACAUGUCCUUUAUGUGUCCUGAGUUCAUUCAGUCCUACUUAGCUGGUUUAGCGGCCUCGGGAGUUCUAACAUCUGGUUUGAGAUUUCUCACCAAAGUGGCAUUUGAGAAAUCGGAUAAUGGACUUCGAAAAGGGGCUUUACUAUUCUUUGCAAUUUCUACCUGCUUUGAGCUAGUGUGCAUUAUUCUCUAUGCAUACUACUUUCCUAAGUUAUCCAUUGUAAAAUAUUAUCGCUCAAAGGCAGCCUCCGAAGGAUCGAAGACCGUUUCAGCUGAUUUAGCAGCUGCUGGAAUUCAAAAUGAGACAAACCAACAAGUCGGAUUUGAUGAUAAACAACACGAACGACUGAGCAAUAGUCAGCUAUUUCUUCAGAACAUCGACUAUGCUGCUGAUUUAUUUCUGAUAUACGUUUUAACUUUGUCGAUUGUCCCUGGAUUCUUGUAUGAAAAUACAGGAUCACAUCAGCUAGGAAAAUGGUACGUGCUGGUUUUGAUCGCAGUGUUCAGCGUCUCAGAUCUAAUAUCAAGAUACAUUCCUCUCGUCGAAUUGCUGAAGUUGGAGUCAAGAAAGUGCUUACUCGCCGCAAUUCUCUCAAGAUUACUACUGAUUCCGGCAUUUUACUUCACAGCAAAAUACGGUGAUCAAGGAUGGAUGAUUGUGCUUGUUUCUUUCUUAGGACUAACCCAUGGAUACCUUACUGUUUGUGUGCUCACAGUUGCACCAAAAGGCUACAAGGGUCCUGAACAGAAUGCACUAGGUAAUUUGCUUGUGCUGAUUCUUAUUGAUGACCUCUCGUCAAAUGUAGCUUUUAGAGUCUUUUUGAUAUUUGGUGUAGUUUUGCUUUAUUUUAUUGUUCAGCUUAGAUAUAUCAUUAGAGUGGAGGAUACACUUAAAGUUGGGAAGGAUUUCAAAUAG